CUGGCUGAUAUUGCACUGCUGCGUCACCGAAAGGGGCCUCGAUGUCUUAAGACAGGAGGUGGUUAGAACUUAUUAGAAGGGCUGGGCAACUCAAUUACCCAGAAUCUACGGAUUAAUCCGCACGAUCUCUCUCCAUUCAUCGUCAUCGUCACCGUCGAGCUCGGGGCCAGAUCCGGGGGAGGGGAGGGGCGAGCCUCAACACUACAUACAUACCUCUAGCUACGGUACUCUGUGCUGCCAUGCUGCGAUCGCAAGUUGCAGUUGCAGUUGCAGUUGCUGUUGCACCCUCAGUUGCAGUUUGCCGGUGUCGCGCGGAGGAGGUCAUUCAUUCAUUUCAUGCGCCAGCCCAUCCUUGCCGUUUUCGUCAUUCCCCUGCUAUGUGGUUCUCAGCACCUGAAGCCUGUCAUUGUGCGUCCCCAUCUGGCAUCUGCAUCUGCUUGCUCUUAAUUCCCGCGGGCACUUCGGAAGGAGAAAACGAAGGGGCAGACACUGGCAUUCGACAUUCCUCGCUUGUUGGGUGCUGGUGGAAUAGAUUGCCCAUGCCGACCAGAUUCCACGACCAAUCAUGCUCUGCUGCUCCCACGGGCUGGCCGCACACAAGCUGACGAUGGUGGACCGUCUGGGCUCUGGGCUUUGGACUCUGGGCUCUGGAGGAUGGGGGAAUGCACCAGACACGGCACAGGUAAUAUAUUUCACCAAUCUGGAUAAAUCAACGACGGUCAUUUUGCCGACACCUUCAAUUUGCUCCGCACCCGUUUGAACCGCGUGAACACUAUCCUUGCCACCACAUGACGAGGUCUCGCAAAUUGUUCUGCUUUUUCUGGCACACGCCGUUGUUCCGA
Messenger RNA from Phialemonium atrogriseum, 842 nucleotides. RefSeq lists its product as uncharacterized. Lineage: Eukaryota; Fungi; Ascomycota; Sordariomycetes; Cephalothecales; Cephalothecaceae. Bases 240 to 605 code for a protein of 121 amino acids. The transcript has a single exon. The record is from RefSeq and is a predicted model, not a curated record.